AUGGGCACCGAUGAGACUCCCGUGUAUACAAUUCAACAGUUGCACGAUGCAGUGGCCAAGGGUAGGUCAUUUGCAAAUUAUAUACCCCUGUCAAAGGGGAUCUUCCUAGAGUGGAGGUUAUAUUGUCUAACAAGAUGAACAUUGACGAAUGUGAUGAGGUAGUUUUUUUUCGAAAUUUAAUGAACAAUUAGGAAGGACUGACUGCCUUACAACAAGCCUGCUUCAGGGGCAAUGUUGAACUCGCCCGAAUACUUGUUAACCACGGUGCGGACGUCAACUGGUCAAAACACAAGCAGGGAUAUACGGCCCUGAUGUUUGCCGCUAUCGUAUGCCAUCUCCCACGUUCACAUAUACUUAGUCCGGAAACCUUAAUUUAGUUUCUUUUCUCCUGUCUUGUGGUGCUUCAGUUUCUGCGACGAACUCCCUCAAUCGCACAGCUUCUGAGAUGGCUGCGUUUGUUGGUAAUUAACUAACUUCUCAUAUCUCAUUAUUUCCAGGAAACUACUUCGUCGUUGCCCUAAUAAGCAACUUUAUAGACAAAGAAAAGAUUGCUUUCUUUUCCACUCGAAAGGAGGCGAAUGUGGCGAAAAUCCCAGCUGUUCUUGUCGACCCUUUACAUUAUCUUGUCGUCCGACUGAAUUUUGCACCGGUUAAAGUAAGCCCUCUUUCUGUUUUCUUCUUAACGAUCUCGCAAAAUGAAUGUAAUCAUUCUUCACCUUUGAAUUGCCGUGAAAGCACGUCCGGGCUUUGGACCUUCAUUGUUAAUAACGAAGCAAAUUUAGCUUAAGCCUGACUCGAACUGGAACAGUUAUAGCGACUGAUGUGUUUUUAUCAAAUAUUGCUUUGUGUGUGAUGUAUUGUUAAUGAUGCAAGGAUAGUAUAUGUUAUUAUUUUUUCUGAAGACGAUUGGGGAAAAGUGCAAUCACUUAAUCAAGUUAUCCCCUUUUGGACGGUAGUGCAUGUGUCGUGUAAAUGCAACCUUAACAACACCAGCGGUGCAGUGGGUUCUUGCGCAGCUUAUCACCUGUCUUUUUAGAGUGAUUCUAGGAAACGUCCUCCGGUUGCUGGUCGUCAGGCCUUUAGCAUUAUAAGGACGAAACUAAGUACUUAAGCCAAAAUGGGACCAUUCGUUCUGUAGGGCUUUCUGUUAUUUACUCCGCAGCGCUGUGUGACUUUUAGCUCAGAUCGUAUGUAAGUGUAAGCGACAACGGCAGCAACACUAAGAUGACAGCUUGUUGCAUAUUUGCGUCGUAAACUAUUGGUAGCCCAACUUCAGGUUCCGGUGGGCUUGAGCUUCGAACUCAUACAGGCAGAACUGAUUGAACUCGUCAUGCGACCGCCCGCGUGGAUUACAGCCUUAUGACGAAAGGAUAAAUCGGCGUACGCCACUCUCCUGAGACAGGUGUUUUUUAUUGUCGUGAGGAAAGACCGCACACGAUCGACCUCCAUCUUCAUGAAAAAAAACCGCGUAAGUCGCGCUGACCAAGGAUAUGGCCGAAUACGGUGGAUGACAGGGCACAUGUUUGAUCCUUGUUUGAUGCAGCCGCACUGUCUAUUUUUGACACAAAUAUCCUGUGCGCAUUAGUAGUAUGCAGAGGCCGUAAGACAGAACGAUUUAAGUCUACUCUCCAACACGGUCUUUUUUUCUGCCAAUCCUGCCGCAGGAAUUACUGACUUUUUCUUAGAAAAACAACUCAUGCCACCGCCUAAAGGUUGACUAUGGCUGAUUAUUUUCCCCCAAAUUGCAUAGACGGUACUCAGUAAAGGGAACAGUUAAACGUGGCGAGUUCCCCGUCAUCCCGACAUGCGCCAUUCAGUUUACAGCUUGCAGUCUUCGAUAAUUAUGCUGCAAACAACAAAUGAAUCCUCAAUGUUGUUGUUUGGUGACAAACCACCACAUUACGUUGAUAUAGUCUAAAUGGCCGCUGGUUUUGUGGGAGCCACUUGGUAGUGCGAUGAUUUUUUGUAGUUUGUAAGCCUGAAAGUGGGCGUUUCGAUAAUCCCCUCGCAGCACGCAAACUCGGGGCUCCAAAAUUGUGCCGAAUGGCUGUGGGUGAAGCCUUGCCUAAGGGUAGGCAGUUUCCAUCAUGCUAUAACACCUUUAGAGCUUGUAACCGUUUCCUGGGUGGCAGAUUCAUCAGAUCGGUGCCCAACCACACUGUAUGUUCUUUGGCUGCUUAUUUGUUAAACCUGAGCGCCUGCACAUUUAACAGCUAGUCCUCUCGGAAGGCUCUCCAUUACACACAAUCCCCGUGGCCGCCAGCCAUGUCUUUUCUUCCAGGGUUCUUGCCAUGUAAAACCAAAACCCUCCCUGACUCCAAGGCUACCGACAGUAGGUUGACCCUUGUGAACCAAAUGUAUUACCACUGAUAAAACCCAGACUACACAUAGUACAUUCAUUUUAGAGCAGUGAAAUGCUAACCUUCCACUGACUACUCGCCUAGAGUAGGACGGGAGCUAAGAUUUUGCUCUUAAUCGGCCCCCCAUUCUAUGACCCCUUCUACCGUCAUCUGCCCGCAAGAUCCUGGGGUAAAACCAGGGUAUUAUAGGUGAUCAUUUAGUCAAUAACCAUAUCAACUGGACUAGGUCCCCGCGUCCUGUUGACUGAGAUUUGGCCUUUCCUAACGAGCUUUCAUUUUCGACUUGACUCCCAUUCUGAUGAUUUCAGAGGAGUGGCGGAUAAUGGCUAAUGAGCCAGGAACGGUCAUUCCAGUCUCUGUGCCUUUGUCGGCAAUUCGUUCUGAUGACUGAUUUUGUUUCGUACAGAGCGUUGACAAGACGCUUCGCAAACCUGGCAGUCGUGAUGAUCCUUCUUGGGAAAAACACUAACGUACUUUUCCUCGAAAAAAUGAGAAAGUACUCAUGAUCGUUCUUUAGAGAUUGACUUCAUCUUGAAAAGCGGCCUGUAUGAGAAUUCAUAAGAUACUUUGCUGGAAUGCAUGUUUGCCUUCAUGCUCGCAAGCUUCUCGAUUUCAUUGACUAAUAGGGCUGCCCAUUUUAAAAACACACAACCAUCUAUCAGUAUGUUUCAUGGCCGCCAACGAGCCAGUGGGUUUAUUGACGUUCCCACCUAAGCGCGGUCUAUGCGACCCUAAAUCAGUAUUUGACAGGGAGAAGUCAAGGCAGGAGGUCGUACGGGGCCGCCGGUUAUCGCGCCAAACGAGGGCCAGAAAGGAUAAAACAGACCACAGCCGAACGGAGGUCCAUGUGCCACUUGCAGUCGUUAUUGGGAAUGCGCGCGUCGGGCAAGGUACAUGCGUAACCCACGGGAUUUUAGUUGGAGCCCUGUGCUUGACUCCACUACUUGAUACGUCACUCUAAUAUCCAAAUUGCCCAAUUAUUCUAAACGCCUUCUCGGGAAAGGUCUCUUGAAUCGCAACCUGACUUUUUCUGCAUAUUUUUCAUUUUCGCUCAAUUUUACCCUCUCUGCGACCCCGCGCCAAGGUUACUCACGGAAGUGUCAGCAGUGUUUAGAAAUUGAGCCAUCAAGGGUCGGGUCACAAGUUUCGUGUACCUGAAAGCAUUCCUCUGCAUUGAGGUACACACCUUGAUAGGGGAUAGUAGGACUUGUGACCAUCUUGCCAUCCCGUGGAUACACUCAAGUACUUGGAUGGCGAGCUGGCAAUGCCCCACACCUCCUCUUCUGAUGGGUCAUUUUUUUGGAGCCAGUGACGCCUCUCUAUUUCCCGUUUAUCUUUGCAACCUACCGCAUAAGCGUAUUUGGCAGGCCCGGCAACCCUCAGCAAACACCGUCACUACUGAGACAUUACAACUUUCGUCUUUCGCAGGUCUUUCUCUACCUCUCCUCGCCGACUGGCAAACCGCUGCUGGAGCAGUGGAAGUCGGUUGUGUCGGUGUUGGAGGAACUGUUGAAGCAGUACUUUACGCCACAUCAGACGCACGAGGCGCUGGCCUUAAAAUUCCACCUGCUUGCCUGCUGCGUAAGGCGCGCUGGCGAAUUCUACGAUUCCGAGUGCUCCAAGCCGCAGGAGGGGGAACAGAAGGAGCCUGCCAUCUGCCUGGAGCCACUGAUCAAACUGUUCCUACGCGGAGGGGACCCCCACGGCCUGCCGAUGGGUAUUUCUCUCUCUCUCUCUCUCUCUCUCUCUCUCUCUCUCUCUCUUUGACUUUGCGUGUUUCUUUUAACCAUCUCACUUCUCCACCUGCCAGGGCUAAUUUGCCAGCUGGGGGUGCACCCUUUUUCAUCACUCACAUAGUGUUAAUGACUGCAAAUCCGCCCGACUCGUUUGCGUUCCCCAAGGCACAUACGGAUGUAGCGGAAAUAAGACGGUUCUAAUCCUAGCAUGGGUCUUGCCGAGUUUCAGGACAGCGACAUUGUUCUGUUUUGCUGUAGUGUUCAAAUCAAUUCACAUUGGUGCUCGCUCCUAAGCCGUGGAGGCUGAUGGGAGGCUGACGAGACUCGUAAACUUGAUCAGGGCAUUCUAGGAACUUAUUUGCACGGAAUUUCAAACAAAUUGUGGGUCAGUUAGUGUCCAUUCGUGCUAACAGCGCUCUGGCGACAACAGUUCGCGCGCUCCUCAUGAUAAUGUACUAUUUGCGCUAGCCGCCGUACUCGACAGUCAGAAGAGAUUCUUGUUUCUUCGUCCUUGGGCAUCAAAACUCACCGAUCCUCGGAGCUACUGCCUGUCGCCUUUGCGCUAAAAGCCCACCGCCUCAGACGGUUCGAUCACGCUCUCUGCCGACUGGGAGAGGAUAUCAAAGCCGAAAGUCUUAACGCAUAUAACUCCAUUUGGACGACGAUUGCUGCAUACCCAAACAACAAUUGCGGGACAUAGACCACGCCAUUGAUAACUACCUCUAAUAGGCAUACGCACCGUGAAAAAAUAAGCAAUAUUAUAGUUUUCACAUUUUUGACAGCUCGAACGUCGCCAGAAACAAAGUCCAUGGUUUGCCUCACAGAAUGAACGCAGCAGUGGUGACCUGUGCGUGAGUUAUUUUAUGCUGGAGCAAAUUUAUGCAACAUCCAUCGCACUCUUCCUCCAUUCGCCCUAUUCGAAUGGGAAGACAGUGUCAAGGCAAUCGGAGGUGGACGUGAACGCAAUGAUUGACAAAACCAAAGCCCUCUACGCAUGCCACACACGUGCCCGAUUGCAGCGAGGACGGUUCGGAUCCCGCGUGCAUGAGAGUGCCACAAAGAGCACAUAAAGAACAGGCCAUUACAGUCGGCCUCAAUCCUGAGAUUGAUAAAAAUAAAGCCCUCUACGCAUGCCACACACGACCCGUAUUCCACCGUGUGUGCUCGGUUGCUGCGAGGACGGUUCGGAUCUCGCGUAUGUACCACAAAGAACAAGCCAUUACAGCCGGCCCCAAUCUUGAGAUCAGUUGUCAACCUCCUAAGCCACGACUGAUAGCACGUCGUUAUAGAUUCAAGCUUGUCAGAUUUACUGUAGCCGAGAAUCCGCCGGUGUGAUGUGUGGAUGGUCUUCCCAGUGUCUACUUCACUCUCCCAUCCACCAGUCGAUUGCCUGAGCCUGCCAAUCAACCGGAGGUGGGGUUGAAUGCAGUGGCUGACGCGCUUUAAACGUCUACAUCUAGAGCACGUCUCCAUACGCGGAUGCAAGGUUGUAAUUCUAGACCCGCCCAGAAUCAGCGCAACCCUGUAGGCGCGUACCGUGGGCCAGCGUGACGACCGUUUUGUUCUCCGUUGUGGGGUCUUAAGUGUAUAUAUACGCAUUUAUUGAUAACAUAGCAACUCAUAACAGGAAUACCUGACUGCUCCAAAAGGCGUUAAUCACAAACACCUCUUAGGUACUAGACAAAAGCCCAGACACGUGUUUGGCUACUUUUGUCUGUUAGAGCACGAUAUGACCCUUGAAAAUCACGGUGAUGUUGCUAAAUGUCUCAACUUAUAAAGAGGAUAGAUACGUUGCCAAGGCAGGCUACAUAUGCGACCCUCUGGUACUUCCCGUUCUAUUCGGUAGUGCGUCGCGGCUGGGGAUUGUUAGGACGUUUUUUCCGGUGAGGUCUUCCGUUUAUAAUAACAAACCGCGACUUAAAAGUCUCAAGUGUUUAAUUAUUAUUCUAAAAGCGUCAGUUUUCUAGUCCGAUUGCAGGACAAAGCAUGCCGCCGUUUCCGGCAUGUUAUCCAUCAUCACCAGCCGCAUCUCAAUCUCAGGGCACAGGGCGGAUUAAGGGGGGCUGACAAAUCGACGAUUUACUCCGCACUUGGUCAGCCUGAAGCAAUAAAGAUAGAACAUGCGUGAGCCAAGAUUCGCGUGGUAAUUUAGUAUCCCAGGGGUCGGGAGCCGAAACUGUUUCGAUGACUGUCCACCGCAGCGGAUAGCGCAACUGCAGUUGUUCGGUUGCCUGAGUAUUACAAGUGGUGCUCAUUCCGGCUGGACGUAGCGUAGGUACUGAAGAUCAUGACAAGUUGGCCGAACUCCGCCAACAGACUGCUUUUUAAAAUUUUGCAACAUAUGGAUUUGUCCGAUCAGCAUUUUAAUUUAUUCGUUUGCUGAAUGAAAUUGCUGGUUAGUGCUAAGGAAAAUUUUAACAUUUACACAGUCGGUUGGCAAUUCCUUGUAGUUCCGGUUGUUGGAGCACCAUGCGGAUUCGAGAGCUUCGCGAUUCGAGUCCGUUCUAGGGGGGCACUUGUCUUCCUGGUGUAUGAGGUCGUAAUUACACAGUCAUGCCUCGCCAAAAGAUAAUUGAUUCUUCUUAUAACUACAGACUACGUCGGGUUACAUCCAUGUAGUUCGCCUCAGAAACUUCCGUUAACUGACCUGGCGACGGUCAUAUAGGCUUUCUGUCUAGUGUUUGAUGAACUUCUUGAAGUCGUGGAGCUGCGUCCUUCGACGUGGAGCUGUCGAGAAUGCUGGGAAGCAGCGGCGAGAAGUUAGUCCUGAGCUCCUGAACAAGUAGGCUGCCAGUGCUCAAUUCCUUCACUCUACACCCCCGCUGUCAUCGCGCACUCAGAACUUGUAGGACACCUUCGCAGCUCCCCGCAAGAACGACAGACCAGCAAACCAUAUUUCUGCAUAAAUUCUCGCUUUUCUACAGAACUAGACUGCUGGCAAAUUUGGGGAAUUUCCGAGGACGCCAUAACUGGUCGGACCGCGGGGAGAGAGGGAAAGGGGCGUUGCUAGGCCUUCGCAUUCGAAUGGACAGACACAAAUUCAUCAGUCUCUGCCACGCCCAUUUCUUCACUCCCGCCCGAAAAAAACACUUUGCCCAUCCUACGUCGAGAUAAUGCCCUAGGCGUGGAUAUUUGUGGCCAUCACACACUGUGGGCGUUUCCGUGGCCAUCCUGUCGCCUCCUUUUCGUGCUCACGCGCACAUGUCGCUCGUCCGCCGAGAGAAAGGGGGGGGGGCAUGGGAGGAACUGUCCCCACCGAAGGCUAGCUACAAAGUUUACAGGCCCUAAGGUCCGAAGAAAAGGUAGCCGCGGUAAUCCCUUCAGGAGUGGUUGGGCACCGUUACCGUCAGUAAGAUCACAGGCCAUAGGGGACAAAUGUUGACUGUUAUUAAGUUCGGCCACAGUCGUUGCGGUGCGGCGCGCUCAUGAAACCCUAAACUUCUGUGUCGGAGGCGGAAGGAUACUUCCACCUUGGGAUCUCAGUCCCACGCGAAGUCAUCCAUCCACUAUGCUGCCAUUCUCCGCCGGGAUCUGUUGUGUUUAUGGACGGUCGCAGAACCCCGGUCUAUGUUCUGAAAGGUUUCGCAGCAGACGGAAUAACUAGUUCCCCCCGCCCCCCUUUGCAACGAGGGUUAGACUCCAGUGAUUUCCACUUGAUGCGGCCUCUAUAUCGCCCCGCGUAUGUGAGGUCCGUACACCGAGUUGGAAAACCCGUUACCCACAGUAAGGCCACGAAUGUUUUUUUUGAUUUGCAAGACAAAGUCGAGAUGCCUAGAGAUGCUCCUGGGCGUUUGACCGACGAGAUUUAAAUCACAUCUGCGCCCUCUGUGGAAACACUCGCCUCCACGCUCACACGAACCGGACUUCAAGAAGGAGGUAUUCUAUCUGCGACUGCACUGUCACGUAAGGAUACAGGCACUGUAAUCUACCUAUAAUUCCAAAGGGGGAUUGAGCCAUUCGGCCAGUUGUCAACUCUCAAACCAUGAUGGUUAGCACAUGCUAAUUGCAAAGCGCAUUUGGUUAUUACUCGUAAAGAAAUUAGGUAGUGAUGGGAUAAAUAGUUCCUCUGCAACGUGGGUUAGACUCCAGUGAUUUUCACGUAUGUGAGGUCCGGGUAGAGAUUUGGAAAAUCGGUUCUCUCCAGUAAGGCUACAAGCCAUAAGGGUAUUAGAAUGAGACGAAUGGUAACCGCUAGCUAUUCUGUAGACUUGACUCUGACCACUGAGAGAAGGAAGUGAGAGUGAGGAUUGAGCUCUCCGACGAGGCGAAUGAGAGGCUGUUCGUCCUGAUAAAGUUACAUUCAGACAUCAAGAACACGUAAAAAGUGGUUGUUUCCGAAACAGCCAAGAUAAUUAUUUUACUUUUUAAACAAUCAGUUUAGAUUGCGCAAAUUGCCCUCCAUGUAGUAUGUUACUAAGUCAAGUAACGAUAGUUUCUGAGAUGCAGAUCACACUGAAUGAGAAAUUAGGUACUGGGUCCCCUUGAAAGUGACCUUGCCCUCCCCAUGACCUCCGUUCCCAGUUGCAAUUCGGACUAGCAACAAGGUUGGGCACAGUAAUCGAAAACUCUGUCUAGCGCGUGUUCCCUGCAGCUACUAGUGUGCAUGGUAUCGCCGCCUAUUCGGCGUUUCACAGGCAAGUCGAGACACAACUCAGUGGUAGGGGGUGCUCACCGAUCGUUCCUACGGAACUCACUCAUUCCGUUGUGCCUUACGGACUCUCUCUCGAACCCAACCAGCGGCCGCACAGCGGCGCAUGAUAUAGGCAGAAUGACAUUACCGACAAAGACAAGGGAGACUGCAAUGGCUAUUUCUGGCUUAUUAGCCGUCGUCAGCCAGCCAUACCCAACCCCGAAGUGUUGAACACCCGAGGCUCGAACUCGCGACCUGUUAGUUGGAAGUCCACGCCCCUAACCACUGGGCCACGAGCCCGUUGCCCUGUCGGUUUCCAUCGGGAAUAUACAAUGGCGGAUGGCGGCUAAUGAGCCAGAAAUGGUCAUUCCAGUCCUCUUUGUCUUUGUCGCUAAUACCAUUCUACCGAUAUCAUGCGCUGCUGUGCGGCUGCUGGUUGGGCUCGAGAGAGAGCCCAUAAGGCACAACGGAAUGAGUGAGUUCCGUAAGAACGAUCGGUGAGCACCCCCUACCUUUGUGUAUUCCACAUCGAAAACCAACAGGGUAACGGGCUCGUGGUCCAGUGGUUAGAGGCGUGGACUUCCAACUUACAGGUCGCAGGAUCCAGCUCCAGGUGUUCUACUCUUCGGGGUUAAAUAUGACUGGCUGAAGAGGGUUAAUAAGCCAGAAAUGGCCAUUCCAGUCUCCCUUGUCUUUGUCAGCAAUGCCAUUCUACACACAACUCAGUCCCCCUGACUGGUAACUGGCAUGAGGAUCGCUUUGGCCAUUCCCCCAUUUACGAAAAUUGAAUGAAUUAGUCCUUAAUCUCAUUUGAUUUCUUUUUUGGAUUUUCGGAUAUACCCGACGAUGGAUCCGAGGACAAGGCCCAAAAAUCAGAUUAAGUAACGACUGUUUCAGUGGUUUAGAUCGUACUAGAUCAGACUUGUAUAACGAAUCAAAAACCACUGGGGUAUCCAACUUUAUGCAGUCGGCGAAGACUUUCCUGGCAGCUAACACGUCAAAGGACUUAGCCAAGUGCAGAUUCGGAUCCGUUUUCGGCUGGUUUGACUUCGCGUUUAUUAUAGCCUGCAGCAGUAAACAGCGGGCACUGCUUAAGUGAGCCAUGUUUCCACAACAGUAGAUCUGAGCAAGGUACAGUGCGUUACCUAACUCAUGAAAGGUUUCGAAAUUUACGAAUGAUUACCAAUCAAUCGCAAACCGACACCACUUUAUGAGUCCAAUGUCUAUGUUAAUUAAGCACAAGUUUAAAAGAAAUAAAAACAUAAAAGAAAUAUUAAAGGCAGUGUUGCGUUGUUAAGAAAUUCUAAUUUUUUUAGACAAGCGCAAUAUCCCGAAAACGUCAAAAUGGCUCUAAUUUGGUAAACUUCGUUUUUAGAUGUAUAUAAUGUAUUCUCAUACCAAAGACGUAAUGAAUAUGAAAGUACAAAUAAAGUGACGUUUAAUAAUACUGUUUCAGGGAAGUUUACAUCUAAAUAUCGUUUGCGAAUUAGUGCGGUUAGUGGUCAACUGCGUACAUUCUGAGUGUAGAUUCAAAAACAGUUUUCUGGGGAUUCGUGAUAUUCUUGACUCCUCUGAGUCGAAUGAGAUGGGGUUUAACAAGAGGAACUGGAUUUUGCUUGAUUUCACCGAUGGGGACGUCGUAGGAACAACAGUUUUCAUAAGGUGACAUGCUGUCAGGCCGAUCGGUGCCUGAUAAACUUAAAUAGAACUGACAUGCGUGAUCGUAAACACCAUUUUGUGUUUGUAAAAAGAACUUUUUUCCGUUAAAUUAAUUUACACUUUUCGUUUGUUUUGAAUUACGCUGAGUUUCAGAUCGGUCUCGCAAUAUUGCUGAAUACUUCAUGAUAUUCAGUGUUUUUAUCCGAUCGUCCAUAAAGACAUAUUCUGAAUUACCUGUCCGUUAAAAACUUGAAAAUAAGAUAAUUAUUGAAGGCGUUUACCGAAUUACUGAGUAUUUGGACACUCCUUUUCACGAAGAAGGUCGUUUGGAUCACAUGUAAAUACUCAUUCAAACAGCAAACUUUAUUUUUGAAAAAAAUGGCUGGCCACAACGAAAGUUGACAACGAAUAUGCCUUCGAUCAAUAAAAAACUUUCCCUUAUAAAUUACCUCUUUAAGAAGUGCUUUAUUACUUCACUCCGUUGACGGAUCUCUGUGUAAGUUGCACUUUUGCACUGUGAGGCCAAGAAAAAAUUUGACACUUUUGGUCGUUUUUUUCACGUUUCUAAACAGGGCUAAUAUUUUUCAACCGUAAACAUAAGAACAUGCCUUUCUCUAUACGUUGAAGCCAUCUCCACUAUUUUUGCUCGCUUUUAGACCCCGUUUUUCGAUUUUGAAUGCACGGCAGAGCGCCCAUAUAAAUGCUGAUUUUUGCUGAAACUAUUAAUUUGUGCUCGUUCUAUUUCUAAAUAAGAUAUGCACCGAAGCUAAACUACAUGACAAGUAGCGUUUCAUCUGUUCAAAACUGGAAAUAAGCAUUCGGUGGCGCUCAUUUAUGUGACAUCAAGUACAGUUUCCCAAACAGCGAAUCAAUUUCAGCCUAUUUAAACAAGGGCAUCCUUGCCAGCGUUAUUACUGCACUUUAGGACACCAAAUCGCACAGAUCUGAUGUCUUUUAGGAAUUGAUAAAACCUGGGAUUUUUAAAAAUAAACUUUGUGUUAGCAAGUUGGUUACCACGGUUAGCAUCGGGCAUAAAAUAAAUUUUCAAGUUUGGCUUAAUCUGUUUAUUAGAACUCUCGCGGGUAAAUUACUCUACUUUCAAUGAAAAACUCGCUCAUAUGCGUUAUCGGAGUCUAGGGCAUGUAUUAGCAUAGGUAAUUGCACGGAUGUAUUGCAACGUCCAUUUUCGCUAAAAUUUAUUAAUAUUUUGCUUGGCAUAAUUAUGCGAACACAAUUUCUGCACAAGAAAAAGACAUUUCACCGAAGGAAGUGGAUGAGCGGACAAAAUGCGCAACGUUAAAGGCGUCCAGAAAUUCUCACAUCAGUUUCCGUUAUCAGGUUUCAUUAGAUAGGUCCAGUGCUGUAUGCAUCUCGUUACACCCUCGUUGUGAUCCGCAUAUUAACGAGCUUGUGCUCUUCGCCCUGUCCCCUCCCCCUACCGCCCGCAGGCCAAGAACGCUUCUUGCGCAGAUCUAUCUCCACCUUCCCUCGCAUGGAGUCCACCCUCUGGCAGCAGGUGGUACGUCAAGUGAGCGAUGUGGAACCCGGUCUGAGCCCCACGGCGCUGUCCAUCCUGGAGAACAGCAUCAACGGCCUCUCGCCCUUCUCACGAUCCGCCACCGGCCGCGGCCUAGACACCGAGCCCUGCGCCACCUGUGCUGACAUGGGCGGUGGCGGCUCUGAGGUGCAGGUGAAGCGCUGCUCUCGUUGUCGUGAAGUCGCCUACUGUUCCACCGCCUGCCAGCGUCUGCACUGGUUCACCCACAAAAAGUACUGCCCCAUCCUCAAAGGUUUGUUUACACCGCCACAAGGGUCACUUUUAUCCACCGUAUGUAACCCUCCAUUCGCUGCACCUCUUGCCUGUUGGGUUUUUCUGCGGGCUAUCCGACGCUUCCAUAGUGAGGCUGUAAAUAGGUCGACUCCCAGGUCUGAAUAUUUAUCAGCCAGGUGUUCGGCAGCAGUAAUACCUUCGAGCAUAACUAGGCCCCCGACAGGGCAAAUCCUCUACCACUCUUCUGCUUCAGUCUUAUUUGCUUUCUAUCCACCGUAUACAGUCUGUCAUUUACGACACAUGUUUACAGCCGCCUGCUUUGACGCUAGUUGCAGGGGCCUUUAGUACCUCAGCUUCAUAGGUUUUUUUUACGACUAGCAUAUUUAUGAAGCCUUUCGAAGGAAAAUACUGGCCUACCUGCGGACUUCCCCGUGCUUUAACGGUGAAUUGGCCUUCAGUGAAGACUGAGUGUUAAACACACCGGCUCACAAGUCUGACGGUUAAACCGUCAAAGACCGCGGUGGCAAUAGCUUCGAGCGCACCUCGGCACCUGUUACCUAGUCAAGCGGUAUUACGGCCUUUCUAAUGUUGCUCCACUAGGACUGAUUGUAAGUCUCGUUUCACUUUAGUGCUCAUCAAGGCGCCUUAUCGCCUGUCAACUGUUUUCGAACCUAGAAGUGUGCUUAUUAUAUGAGGCGUCCGAAACAAGAAAAUAACUAAUAAACUGAUGAACUGGCUCCUUGAUAACUGCAUAUAAUCCCAUCGUCUCCCGAAAGAGCGUCACAUGUCAUGGACUGUGCCGGGCAAAAAUUAUUAUAUUAAAGUCAAACGGACCGCUGAAGCGGUCGUAAGUUUCUUCUCGCCAGUUCAUAUUACAACUUACUGGCAGACUGUCACAUCAAGUGAUUGACCAGUUGAGUCAGCUGCCGCGAACGGCUUCCUGAAGAACGACCCAGUUGGCUGACCGCCACCGAUAGGAUCUGUUUUACGCGCUCAUCGGGGGGCAGUUAGCCAGCUAGGAAGGACCGCCUUUCACCCCGGCCGAUGCGAGACCAGCAACCUCUACUUGAAGAGUUGGUUCUUCUGCGUGCGGCACCAUUCACCCACUGGACGCGGGCCAUAGUUAUUCGCUCCUCAUGCCUUUCGGACGACUUGUUAGAGGGGUGGCUUCGCGUAGGACCAUUACUCACAGAUGGCCGGCUGCAUCCCGUCCUCUCUCAUCUGCGGCUAGUUCAUGGUUCGAUUUCGUCACCUGUCCGUCUGCCGGGCAGUAUAUUUUACUUGUAAUAGCUGUUUGCUGUUGAUGCUUCAUUGACUUUGCCACCGCAUUCGAUUCCCUUCAUCGUGAGUCCCUGUGGCGGAUAAUGGCGCAAGAUGGUGUACCGGCAAAAAUAAUCGCCAUGAUCAAGGCCUAUUAUCGCUUUACUACUGCGAGAGUCCUGGUCCGCAACAAUCUUCCCCAACCGUUCGGUAUUCGGUCGGGCGUUCUACAGGAUUUUAUCACGUCACCCAUUCUGUUCAGCUGGAUCCUCGAGAGGACCCUACACGAGGGUGACGGCGUUGAGUUUGCACCCGCGGACACCGACUGACUGAUCUCGACUAUGCCGAUGAUAUCGCCUUACUUGCCUCAAGUUUUGGUGAUCUGCAGUCUAUGGUGUCACGGGUGAGCGAGGUCGCUAAGUCGGUUGGUUUAUCCAUAAACGCUGGGAAGACCAAAGUGUUUUCAAGCUGCAUCCCUGACCAGGAGAAGGCACCCCUCGGGAUUGAUGGCUGUCAACUUGAAGAAGUAGACAGUUUUAAAUACCUUGGGGCGAGGUUUUUUGCCUAAUGGACAGAGUAAGGACGACGUUGUCUCCCGAAUCGAUGCUGCCCGCUUCGGAAAUGCCUAUGGAUCCGAUGUGACCUCUCCAUCGCCACUAAGAUUCGCGUGUAGCUUGCAUCUGUCCGAUCUGUCCUUCUCUACGGUUGUGAAUGCUGGGCUUUGCGCGUGGAGGACGAGCGAAAACUGGAGGUAUUUGACCACCACUGCUUGAGGACCAUCCUUCGAGUGAAGUCCGCCGACUUCGUUUCAAAUGAGGCAGUCCGCGCUCGCUGCGACAACAUCGCUAGGAUAACUUAGGCCAUCCAAGGAAGACGACUGAGGUGGUCCAGGCAUGUUCUUCGUCGUCCACCUGAGGAGCUCAGUGUUACUGCCCCGGAUCCGGCACCGUCACCCCAUUGGAGGCUUCAAAGAGGGGGUCAGUUCAAAAUCUGGCUCGACGCAGCUCGUCAAGACAUGUUCUUGUACCUUCAGUAUUCGGUCUCCGUCGUUGGCGAAGGGAAUGGAUUGAGCUGUCCAGAUCUGCUGCCACGGAUCAUCAGGCAUGGGGAGGUACAGUUCGUGACAUCAUCGAGGCUGGCUAGAUCAAACAUGAUCGCAGCCGUACAGGUGCGGAGGGUAAGUUUGGUCACGGGAGUCAACGUUUGAUCCUAUUCAUCUAAACUUACACCAUUAGAAGUCAUUACAAACGUAAUAACUGCAUUCAGAAUUGGCUAGUCUUCAUCGUAACAUUGUCUACGCUGGUUUCCUUGGUCAUUUCGCGUAACCAGAGUCAGUCUACCUUGAGUGAUAUUAACCAGUUUUUUUAACAUCAGUUUUCAGUGAAAACGGUUAUUUUUCCGCGCUUGAGACGGCUGCAAAAUGGUGUUAUAGAUGCGUUCUCAGUACUGAGCUUGUGCGUUUGACUCGGACAUUUGUGUAACGAUUUCACUCUAAACGACCAAGUACGUAUCGUCAGUGUGGGUAUUUCUGUCGAGCCUAUGUUGUGUCUUGAUAGUGUUAAGCGCAUUUGUUUUAAAAGGUAUUGUAUUACUACUACUACUACUACUACUACUACUACUACUACUACUACUACUACUACUACUACUACUACUACUACUACUACUGCUACUACUACUACUACUACUACUACUACUUCUUCUACUACUACUACUACUACUACUACUACUACUAGCACCAGCAUGACUACAACUUGAAACCCUACUUUUCGGGUUUUGGGCAAAUUUUACGACCACAGCCGUCUUUUUCUCUCCCAUAGAGCAUCAUGAAGCCGUUGCUCGCCACAACGCCGAACUGGCGGCAAAGAAGGAAAAGACCGCGCCGCCACCAGUGAGACACGAAGUCGCCGCCGAGCUGCAAGCAGCCUUCAAUGGACAAGAACAGACCUAG
Spirometra erinaceieuropaei is the source of this 15364-nucleotide messenger RNA. The record is from the annotation of a GenBank genome assembly. Lineage: Eukaryota; Metazoa; Platyhelminthes; Cestoda; Diphyllobothriidea; Diphyllobothriidae.